This is a messenger RNA of Strongylus vulgaris, 720 nucleotides long. The record is from the annotation of a GenBank genome assembly. NCBI's taxonomy places the organism in Eukaryota, Metazoa, Nematoda, Chromadorea, Rhabditida, Strongylidae.
AUGACACCGGAAUUAUGCUCGACCUGCUUGCAGCUACGAGUUGCUUCUAUAGUCGACCAAACUCCCCUUGGGGUGGCUGUACGAGCGCAAAGUAGCGAACUGAUUGCUCUGCUUGUUGCUUACGGAGCUGACGUGAAUUUAGGCAUCUGCCCACUCGAUCUCGCGCCAGAAUUGAAGAAGCUCCAGCAUACCUGUAUUGAAGAACUCUUCAAGACUGCAUGCGCAGGCUGGGAAAAUGAUAAUUCAUCCAAGCCAACCCUUGCUCCUCUUUUUAAGAACUGGAAUCAGUUACAGACCUCCUUAACCAAGUUCUCUCCACAAAUGGAGAGCUUACCUCAGAACGUCAAUCGCGAGUCUUUCGAUGCUCAUCUGGGCGGUCUUCUCCAUAAAAUGAUUAGCACUGCAAUUGAAGAGUAUGAGUCCUCAACACCCUCGUACAAAAAACAAAAGAAGAUACGUUUGAUUUGGCUGUUCAGUCAAAUUACUACAUUCUGCUAUACAUUCAUCAAUAAAAGUGGAACAAGCAGGCUAUUCUCUGCUCUCAAUGCUCUUAACAAGAUCAUUGAUGCUGGACUAGUUCAUGACUUAUUUCCCUACAACGACCUGACUUUCCAUUCAUCUCGCCUUCUCAACCGAUCACAUCUUUUCGAAGCCGACGAUCAUAUCUCACUUCUCUAUUUGAAAGGUCUAAUGGUACCGCACAAAAGUCAAUUCAUAUAA